Thyridium curvatum is the source of this 1056-nucleotide messenger RNA. RefSeq lists its product as uncharacterized. Lineage: Eukaryota; Fungi; Ascomycota; Sordariomycetes; Thyridiales; Thyridiaceae. The transcript has 4 exons. The record is from RefSeq and is a predicted model, not a curated record. The coding region runs from base 1 to 1056 and encodes 351 amino acids.
AUGGAUACGGCGACGAUCUAUCCGCGUGUUGGCCCGCUCGUCAAUGAUCGGGCCAGAGAGCUCAACGGCACCACCACGGCACUCCUCGUGCUUGCGACUGUUUUCGUCGGCUUGCGUUUCUGGGCUAGGCAUAUGCGACUCGGCAUUGGUCCCGAUGACUGGAUGACGGUGGCCGCCUUGCGCCGUCGUCCUGACCUUCGUGACGCAGUGAUUGCUCACGGACUCGGAGCUCCCGCCGCGACUGUGCCGCAAGACGACCUCAUCAUCUUCUUCAAGCUUCUCCUCGCCUUCGAAUGCAUAUACGUUACCGCGGUGCUGUUGGUCAAGCUGGCUCUGCUGCAGAUGUACAUACGGAUCUUCCCGUCGCGCGGCUUCAAGAUCGCGGCCUGGAUCAUCGGCGCAACCGUGGUCGCUUGGUGGAUCUCCAUCAACGCUGUUUGCAUCUUCCAGUGCAACCCUAUCAAGAGAGCAUGGAUGCCCUGGUUGCAGGAAGGGUCAUGCAUCAACCUAAAGGCAUCUUUCAUCGGCAAUGCCAUUCCCAAUAUCCUGUCGGAUGUGGCUAUCUUGUGUCUGCCGAUAAGACAGGUCUGGAAGUUGAACGCCAACCUGACCCAGCGAGUGUCUCUGUGCCUCAUGUUCUUGACUGGUAGCUUCGUCAUGUUUGCCAGCAUAUAUCGAUUCACGACCAUUAUGCAGUUUGAUCCCAUCGAUACGACAGGUACUCUUGCCACAGCUUGUACCUGGUGCGUGGUUGAGGUGGCUUGCGGCACCAUUGCCGUCUGCUUACCGACCCUCCGGCCCCUCAUGCUUAAAAUCUCCAGCCAGUUCGAAAGCCGAUCUACCAGCAAGGCGGCAAAGAGUGGCAGAUCCGCCGGGGCCACGGAGCUUGUUACCAUUGGUGGAGCAGGAGGCCCAAAGUCGGGACCGAAACAUUUUCAACGACUCGAGAAUGACUACAGGUUCGAUACCGACACACAACGUGUGGAAAAGCAUCACGGCAAUAGUGACUCGGGAUCGGGAGACGAGCUUCCACUGAACGGCACAAGAAAUACCUGA